Messenger RNA from Mizuhopecten yessoensis (Yesso scallop), 1952 nucleotides. Its product is annotated as metalloreductase STEAP2-like. The transcript is spliced from 2 exons. NCBI's taxonomy places the organism in Eukaryota, Metazoa, Mollusca, Bivalvia, Pectinida, Pectinidae. Gene Ontology annotation, biological process: copper ion import. Gene Ontology annotation, molecular function: ferric-chelate reductase (NADPH) activity; cupric reductase (NADH) activity. Gene Ontology annotation, cellular component: plasma membrane; endosome. Bases 291 to 1793 code for a protein of 500 amino acids. The record is from RefSeq and is a predicted model, not a curated record.
UAUGUAGACAUCUCUGAUACGGUCUACAUUUAUGACCAUGUCAGUUGUGACCGGAAAACGUUACCAUACCAGAAAUAAUUCGUGACAAAUUAUCUGUCAGGACUCGGAGUAUGGGACUUUUAGCCCAGGGAAUUACAUUAACUUUAUAACCAGUGAGCCAUGAUCGAAAGACAUUGGAAAAUUAUUGGAUACGUGACUUUUAUGUUUCUUCAUGGGUUAUGGGAGUGUUAACCCUAGGGAUGCCAUAGAUAGGACAUGGAGACGAAUUGACGACGGACAGGCCGAGCAUCAUGGCGAAGCAGACAGUGGCCCGGAACGUGGGCAUCAUCGGGACAGGGAACUUUGCACGCGCAUUGGCGAACCGUUUAUACUAUGCCGGCUACAACGUUAUCCUGGGGAGCCGCAAACCUGACGACCGUUCGCUGGCAUUCGUGGACGAGUGUAUGUGCAAUAUCAACAUGACAACAAUAGAAGACUGUCUCAAACGCAACGCCGUCAUAUUCGUGGCCGUCCACGCCGCAAACUACAAAGAUUGUCUAUUGGCCCACUCUGAGAACUUACAAGGCAAAAUUCUCAUUGAUGUUUCUAACAGGGACCAGCCUAGUAAGACCGACAGCAACGCGGAGUAUCUCAACAAGCUUAUCCCGGCUGCCAUUGUGGUGAAAGGGUUUAAUGUGAUCUCUGCGUACGCCAUGGAGAUUGACAGCAGUGGUGGUAGCCGUCAGGUGUUCAUCGCCAGCGACAACAAUGAAUCGCGGGAAAAGGUAUCAGUGAUAGCACGUGACAUGGGAUUUGCACCGGUCGAUAUGGGUCUACUUCAAUCUUCAAGAAAGAUCGAAGCGUUCCCACUUAAACUCUUACCCGAAUGGAGAGGACCAGUUGCGUUCGCAGUCGGUGUUUUUAACAUCUGGCUUUUAUACAUCAUCUUCAUUUACUUUGUCGAAAAGACAGCAUACCGCUGGGAUCAAAUAUUUGUGAAAGUACUGAACAAACCGCUGUGUAUGACUGCAAUUACCGUAAUAUCCUGUACAUAUCUACCAAGUUCAGUGGCGUCAUUCUUUCAGAUCUAUUACGGAACGAAGCACAUCCGUUUCCCGGCAUGGCUCGAUCGCUGGCUCAGAGCGCGCAAACAGCUGGGGCUAGUGGCCUUCACUUUGGUCGUCAUACACGUGAUUAUGUCCGUCCUUAUCAUGAGUCCGACGUACCUGAGCUCGUGGUAUCAAUCCACAUCUAUAACCAUUCCAGGUAAUCUGACCCAUAACAUUACCGUGCCUAUAAAGACAUGGAUGGUAUGGAAGGGCGAGGCGGCGUGUCUCGCGGGAAUCCUGGCCUUCAUUUCCUUGUGUGUUAUUGCCAUCUCAACCAUACCGUCCGUGACUAACACGCUUAACUGGCGGGAGUGGCGAUUUGUCCAAUCAAAACUCGGACAUCUGACCAUGUUUCUUUCCCUUGUUCACGUUAUAAUAAUGGGAGCACCUGGGUGGGCAAAAGGACCGAUGGUCAUGGUUCGAUCAAUUACAUUUUUGAGUUCUGUUUUACCAUUUCUGACACUGUUUUUUAAACUUGUGCUUUCCCUGCCGUUUAUUGGUUGUUACAUUAAGAAGAUACGGCGCGGGUGGGAGCGAUACCCGACCGAUUGUAGGGCGGAAUGUGCUCCGAGAAACAGGAAACCAUUCUCACCAGGAUAUGUGAUCGUACCUCGGCGCAACAGUUUUGAUAAGGGUUCGAGUGACGUCAUGAUUCCUAUGGAAGAAGCGCAAGGCUGCACGUGUGAGAAUACAUCGACAGUGUGAUACGUUGUGCUUCAAUGAAACAAUGUACAUUGCAACAUGAAUGGUCUCUCUCUUUACAAUCUGAAUGUCUAUUUAUAUCUGUUUGAUGUUUUUAUGUUUUUUCAAUGUUUUUAGUAAUAUGACAGUAAAGUGCUACACGAAAUGACAUGUUUGAUAUCA